Messenger RNA from Apaloderma vittatum (bar-tailed trogon), 1096 nucleotides. It is a transcript of the gene RPF2, whose product is annotated as ribosome production factor 2 homolog (S. cerevisiae). Gene Ontology annotation, cellular component: nucleolus. The record is from RefSeq and is a predicted model, not a curated record. Gene Ontology annotation, molecular function: rRNA binding. NCBI's taxonomy places the organism in Eukaryota, Metazoa, Chordata, Aves, Trogoniformes, Trogonidae. Bases 71 to 892 code for a protein of 273 amino acids. The transcript has 9 exons. Gene Ontology annotation, biological process: ribosomal large subunit assembly; maturation of LSU-rRNA from tricistronic rRNA transcript (SSU-rRNA, 5.8S rRNA, LSU-rRNA).
UAAAACUAAGAGAGCAAAAAGGUUUCUUGAGAAGAGAGAACCCAAACUUAAAGAAAAUACAAAAACUGCUAUGCUGAUAAGAGGAGGAAAUGCAAACUUAACAGUGACUGAAGUGCUUAAGGACAUUUAUGCUGUGAAGAAGCCUUUUGCUGUCCUAUAUAAAAAGAAAAAUAUCACCAGGCCUUUUGAGGAUCAGACAUCAUUGGAAUUUUUUUCCAAGAAAUCGGACUGUUCUUUGUUUCUGUUUGGCUCUCAUAAUAAGAAGCGACCCAACAACCUGGUAAUAGGUCGCAUGUUUGACUAUCACGUCUUAGACAUGAUUGAGCUGGGCGUUGAGAAGUUUGUAUCCCUAAAAGACGUCAAGAACAGUAAAUGUCCUGAAGGAACAAAACCUAUGCUGAUAUUCGCUGGUGACAUGUUUGAUGUAAAUGAAGAAUACAGAAGACUGAAGAGCCUUCUUAUUGAUUUCUUCAGAGGUCCUAGCGUGCCAAAUAUUCGUCUUGCUGGUUUAGAGCACGUUCUGCAUUUCACAGUUAUAGAUGGGAAAAUUUACAUGCGAAGUUAUAAGGUGCUUCUGAAGAAAUCUGGCUGUAAAAUACCACGAAUUGAACUGGAAGAGAUUGGGCCUUCAUUAGAUCUGGUUAUGAGGAGGACGCAUUUAGCUUCAGAUGACCUUUAUAAGCGGUCUUUAAAACAACCAAAAGCCCUGAAGCCUAAGAAGAAAAAGAAUAUCUCCCACGAUGUGUUCGGUACAACUUACGGUCGAAUCCACAUGCAGAAGCAAGAUCUUGGUAAACUGCAGACACGGAAAGUGAAAGGGUUAAAAAAGAGGCCAGCAGAGAAAGCAGCUGAAGGUGGUGGGAUUAGUUCCAAAAAGUCAAAAUCAGCCUGAGAGUCUGAAACAGCCUUGAAAAUUCUUUGUAUCUUCAAAUUCAGUAUAUAUAUUGUAAUAUAAAUAUGUCAGACAAGAAAAAAUUAAUCUGCCUUUAGCUUUAGUUUUAUAAAAAAAAAUUUUCUAACUGGUUUUGUAAAGGGAGCAUAGGGGUAUUGAGCUUAAACAUGAAACUUUGUUAUUUAAAAUAAAAAAAAAUUGAUA